CAAUUGAAAAGACGUCAAUAAAUUCAAAAAUAAUAAAACACCGAAAGUUAUUAAACCAAAAUCAUAGCCUAAAUUAGAAUAUCAAAAAACAAUUGGAGCAUAAAGGUUAUUGAGUUUAAGUGCUGCUCCCAUAUAAAUUGCCUAACAGAGUUUGACCUAAUUUUGAGCUAAUUUUUUUAAUAAAAAAAACAUGUCGUUUUACUACAAGUGGCUCGAUGGACCCUUUUAUGAAAAGAAAAAUCGCAUAGAUGGCAAAGUGGUGAUUGUCACCGGCAGCAAUACUGGCAUUGGCAAGGAAAUAGCCCUGGAAAUGGCCAAGCGUGGUGCCCAUGUACAUAUGGCCUGCCGCAAUUUAGAAAGAUGUGAAGAAGCCCGUCUCGAUAUCAUCAAGCAGUCGGGCAACUCAAAUGUUUUCAAUCGCCAGCUGGAUUUGGCCUCUUUGCAGUCGGUGCGUGAUUUUGCAGCCAAAUUUAAUCAGGAAGUAGAUCGAUUGGACAUACUGAUCAACAAUGCUGGCAUCAUGGCCCCUCCACGUAUGCUCAGUGCUGAUGGCUAUGAACUGCAAUUUGCUGUCAACCAUUUGGGUCACUUUUUGCUAACCAAUCUGUUGCUGGAUAAGCUGAAGGCCUCAGCCCCCAGCAGAAUAGUGGUGCUUAGUUCCAUGGCUCACACAUGGGGCAGAAUACAAAAGGAUGACAUCAAUAGCGAGAAAAAGUAUAGUGCUUUCAGUGCUUAUGGCCAAAGUAAAUUGGCCAAUAUUUUGUUUACCCGUAAAUUGGCCAAAAUGCUGAAGAGCUCCAACGCCAAGGUAGACAUCAAUUGCUUACAUCCCGGUGUGGUGCAAACCGAGAUAAGCCGCAACAAUAGCAUAAUGAAAGUGGGCGCUGCUUUGUUUUCAAAAUUGUUUCUGCGCUCCCCCAAGGGUGGAGCCCAGACUGCCAUAUAUUUGGCCUUAGAUCCCGAUUUGGAGGGUAUCUCAGGUGGUUACUAUGAUAACAUGGCCUUGGCACCAUUGAAGAAAGACGCCAAAGAUGAUGAAAUGGCCGACUGGUUGUGGAGGAAGAGUGAAAAAAUGGUUGCCCUAAAAGGCGAUAAGGCGGAGGAAAAUGACGAAGAAAAUUAAUAAAAAAUUUGUGUCAAAAAUAGAAGCAAAACUGGAUUACAUGCGUGUUUGAAUAUUUUAUUAUCAUAAUUAAAUAAUUGGUA
Messenger RNA from Stomoxys calcitrans (stable fly), 1206 nucleotides. RefSeq names its product retinol dehydrogenase 13-like. Lineage: Eukaryota; Metazoa; Arthropoda; Insecta; Diptera; Muscidae. The coding region runs from base 191 to 1123 and encodes 310 amino acids. The transcript has a single exon. The record is from RefSeq and is a predicted model, not a curated record.